AUGGAAUAUUUUGGAAGAUAUAUGGAUUUUAUUAACUACAUCGAAAGCUUUACAGAUGUUAGAACACGUGGAUGGUUCAUGGUAAACAACAGCAACGUCAUCAUAUUGACAACAGUUGCUUAUUUGUUGCUAGUUAGACUGGGGAAGAGAAUUAUGAAAAAGCGACAACCUUUUCAACUGAAAAAGAUCAUUUUGAUCUACAACAUUUGUGUCGCCAUUGCUAGUGCCUACAUCAUGUACGAGUUGUACAUGAGUACGACUCUUCUUAAGUUCUCAUGGUUCUGCAGUUUCAAAAAACCCAUGGAUGAUUCAGAUCCAAAUGAAAUGCGUUUAGCUACCGCAAUUUGGCUCUACUACCUUACAAAAUACGUCGAAACUUUGGAUUCAUUCUUUUUUGUUUUGCGUAAAAAGAAUAAUCAACUGUCGGGUCUGCACCUGUAUCAUCACUCAAUGAUGAUUCUAUAUGCUGGAUUGACUGUUAAAUGGUAUCCAGUUGAAAUGACAUAUUCACCUUGCAUGAUUAAUUCUGGUGUCCAUGUUAUCAUGUACAUCUAUUAUGGAUUAUCAACUCUUGGACCAAGUGUUGCCAGGUACCUUUGGUGGAAGAAGUACUUGACGUUGAUUCAAAUGGUAGGACCAACACACUAAGAAAAAAAACCUAAAAAGUUGAAUUAACUUCACGAAUAUCGAUAUAAUUA
Molecule: messenger RNA, 698 nt
Organism: Phlebotomus papatasi
Lineage: Eukaryota; Metazoa; Arthropoda; Insecta; Diptera; Psychodidae
Product: elongation of very long chain fatty acids protein 5-like
Exons: 5
Coding region: 1-648 (215 amino acids)
Biological process (GO): very long-chain fatty acid biosynthetic process; fatty acid elongation, saturated fatty acid; fatty acid elongation, monounsaturated fatty acid
Cellular component (GO): endoplasmic reticulum membrane
Molecular function (GO): fatty acid elongase activity
Source: RefSeq, a predicted model, not a curated record